Molecule: messenger RNA, 1155 nt
Organism: Exaiptasia diaphana
Lineage: Eukaryota; Metazoa; Cnidaria; Anthozoa; Actiniaria; Aiptasiidae
Exons: 4
Coding region: 175-1083 (302 amino acids)
Molecular function (GO): phosphatidylcholine lysophospholipase A1 activity
Source: RefSeq, a predicted model, not a curated record
UUUGGCUUUAUCGAUAAAGGUACCGAGAAGAAAUGUAGUUCUAUUGGAAAAACAGAUUUCCAAGCCACUUGCCCAAAAGGAUGGGUCGCACAUGUCGAGUUUUGUUAUGGAAUAUUUGAACAACCCGAGAGAAGCUGGAAAGAAUUCCCGCCAAAAUGCGCCGUUCAUAAUGCAAUGUUAGCUAUGCCAAAAACAGAGGAGCAACUAGGAUUCCUCAGGAGUCAUUUACGAGAUCGUGGGCUUCUUGGCCGAGAGUUUCAUAUCGGUCUUCACAAAAGAGGGCAUACGUGGAGGUGGAGCGAUCAUAACGAGGUCAAUAUGGAUUCGAAUUUCAACGAUUUGUAUGGUGAGGAUAGCAAUGACGUCAACUGCGGAGUCUUCUUUAAAGGCCAUAUUAGGAGUUCUAAGUGCAGCAAGGCAAGAUCAUAUAUAUGUGAAAUAAAAAGAGGGAUGGAGGCAGUUCGUAUCCUGGCCUUUGGAGACAGCUUAACUCGUGGAUACUACGGCGGAGGAAAAGAGCAUCAUCCAUAUACAGAGAAAUUAGAAUUUCUUUUGAAUACGGACUCCCAUAAAUGCUUCAUCGUGGAUAAUCAAGGCAAGGAUAAAGAAUUCGCUGCUGAUAUGACGAAAAGGCUGAAUAAAUAUCUGCAAAAAGCACCUUCCUGGUACAARUGGAUAAUAAUUUUAGGUGGUACCAACGACAUAGUACAUGACAAACGACCUCCUUUAGAGAAGAACUGGGACCGAGUUGUUCAUGACGUCAUCAUGGCGCAUCAAACAGCCCAUAAAUAUGGYUUCAACACAAUUGUAGUUACAAUACCGGAAAUAGACUGCGAACAGACUCCGAAAUCUGACUGUAGACGAAUGCACAAGGAACGACUUUAUGUAAAUGAGCGGUUACGUCAUUAUGCCAUGGAAACGAGCGCUGCGGUUUUGAGUGACUUGGCGUGGUUGUUGCCUAGGUACGCCUUGGAGGCGGAAAAGAGACUAUAUUUCUGGGAGUCUGGACUUCAUAUGAAGCCUCGGGGAUAUGAUAAAAUGGCAGAAAUUAUUUAUAAAGAUAUCGUGAGAAAUAUGAAGUAGAUAUGAUAAAAGUAACUAGAAUUUUUCUGUGAAUUAUUUGGAAUAGUUAAUAAGGUAUGUUUAUACUUAGCA